CACCAACGGACAUACGUGGUCAUAGUUACCACCGAUUUCGAGCCCCUUUAGCAUGACUUAGGCAUGCGCAAAGUUCGCGAUGGUCAGCGUUAUUGAGUGGGCGCUGGGUAAAAAUAUACGUGUAGCAUGUCUGCGGUACAUAUCGGUCGAUUCUAAGGACAUUGUCCAGUCCGUGAACACGCUCGCACGAUUGCGGAUCUAUUAGUGGUCAUCGUGCAAGCGCUCGAGUCGUCUCGUUCUUCUCCAUCUAUCGUCCUCGAUCCAAACCACUGAUCUCGAUUCACCGCCUGUUUAAAAACAGAAGAAGCAAGACAGAUGAAACGCACGUACGCGGAGACCUGAAGAAAACCAACGGCAACCCGAUCGAUGUACCGUGUGGUUCGAAAAUGCGCGGUAUAAGUUACCGUAAAACUUCCUGAAAACGCCGGCAACAUGCCAGCUGGAAUUUCCGCGUUGGCGCCCACAGCCAACGGAGAUCCCUUUGAUCUCGAACGAAAGAAUUCUCCGGCAUUUACCAUUCUUCGGAAAGAUGGCUUGGACACCAAUCUGCCUCUUCUUCGUGUGAACGAUUGCGGUGAGAUGGAUCGAUCGGUAGUCGAUGAUUGUUUGGAAAACGUGAAAAACAACCUGUUUGAUCGGAAACGUAUCAGCAGAUCGAACGAUCAUUUGGUCCAAGCGAAUUUGCAAUCGAACCAAGCGAAUCCAUUGAGGAGAGAAGCACGAAGCAGAAGCCAGGAGAGCUCACGAUCGGUGGAUAAAAUACCAGCGAUAAAGCCUAGUAUGACCUUGUCUACGGAAGACUUCAACGAAGUUCUAAACGCGAAGCUGAAAAAACUUCAGGAACAGGAGCAAGAGAAGGAGGAGCAGCGUAAAAGCGCAAAGAAGAAUCAAAUUUUCCGUAGAAAACCAUUCAUCACGACCGUCAAGACAGGCGAAUUUCUAAUGCCACCGCCGGAAGUUGCGUCUCUUCUCGGCAUCGCAUCGAACUCUAACGACACCGAGGACUUCGAUAGUUGUCCGCUGCGUUCCAAGUUCAAAUCACUCGCGUCGUUAACCAAAAAGCCGGAAGUACGUCAUAGCAGCCAUAUUGCCAGGUGUCCGGUUGCUCUCAAGGCCACCGUCGACUUUACUCUCGGAAUGAUGAACGCGACGACCAUGGCUGCCUCGACCUUGGACGACCGAGCGAAGACAGCGAAGAGAAACGACGCGACCGAUCAACCGAUUCCUUUUGGCAAUAUUAUGUUUGACCGUCGCGUCGUCCGGGGAAGCACGUUCGCCACUCCUCCUAUCCUUAUCGAUGGAGAACAAUCGAUAGCGGCGAGGCAAGCGGAAGCCAGAAGGAGGAAUUUGGCGAGGAAACGAGCUCAAGCACAAGCUACUAAAGCUCUGGUCGCUAGAGCAGGUUCGCCACCGCCGGUUCCUGGUCGCAAGCACGAGCCGGUGCAAACGGAAGUUUACCUCGAAGAGCUAUUCGACAAACCAGACGAAACCGAUGUCGCGACACAGACGGACUACUUCUUGGAUAGACCGCCGACACCGAAAUAUUGCCCGGAUAAAGUUGGCCAAGAUGCUAGUACUCAAAUCGAGCCUGGUGACCUGUUCGACUUCGACUUCGAGGUGCAACCGAUUCUCGAGAUGCUUGUUGGUAAAACGAUAGAACAGGCAUUGAUAGAAGUUCUGGAAGAGGAGGAGAUUGCCGCUUUGAGGGAGCAACAGAGGAAGUUCUUGGAACUACGCGCUGCGGAAAGAGCCGAAGCGCGAAGACUGGAAGAACAAGAAAGGAGGCUGAGAGAAGAGAAGGAUCAACGAUUAAGGCAACACGAGGACGCGAUGAUAGCUCGAAAGGAAACGGAAGAACGAAUCGCAGCGGCUACUCUUUUAACAGGAUAUAUAGCCGAACUUCUACCAGCGGUUCUGGAAGGUUUGAAGAUGUCCGGGUUCCUGUUGGACGAAAUCAAGGCUGGUUCGUGAACACUCAAGAACACUGCUACUUUUUGUGAAUUAGUUCGUUCAGAAAGAUGUCGAAGAGGGUUUCAUGCCGUGGUUGAUGAAGGA
Messenger RNA from Bombus impatiens (common eastern bumble bee), 2055 nucleotides. RefSeq names its product radial spoke head protein 3 homolog (gene Rsph3). The coding region runs from base 433 to 1971 and encodes 512 amino acids. NCBI's taxonomy places the organism in Eukaryota, Metazoa, Arthropoda, Insecta, Hymenoptera, Apidae. The transcript has 7 exons. The record is from RefSeq and is a predicted model, not a curated record. Gene Ontology annotation, cellular component: cilium.